AUGGCGGCGAACAUCCCCCAGUACUUGUGGGAGAUUGAUAUCUACAACAGUGAAAUUCAUGUGGUCCUGUUCACCAGCAUCUUCAUCGUGAACCCAACGUUGUAG
Messenger RNA from Phytophthora nicotianae INRA-310, 105 nucleotides. RefSeq lists its product as hypothetical. The record is from RefSeq and is a predicted model, not a curated record. Bases 1 to 105 code for a protein of 34 amino acids. The transcript has 2 exons. Lineage: Eukaryota; Oomycota; Peronosporomycetes; Peronosporales; Peronosporaceae.